AUGUCUUUAUCAUUUAUUUUUCGUCGUAUGGCAUUAUUACAGCAGCCUCAUGUCUAUUCAUUUUCUACUUCAGCUACACUUUUUAAAGGUAAAAAUACAGGUGGUAGCCAAACAAAAGCAUCAAAACAUCUUUUAUCUGAUGCUGAUCUAUCUGCAUCGUCCAGUGAUUGGCCAUCAUUAAAAGCACAAUAUGAUAAAUUACUUGUUGAACUUCAUGAACUUUAUUCAAAACAAAUACAAUUACGAACAUCACCAUUAGCAUUUGAAGAAUUAUCUGUUAUACUUCCACCGAAUAAUAAAGCACAUCAAUUAAAAGAAUUAACACAAAUAAUUCAAAAAUCACCACAAAUGUUUAUGAUUGAUAUGACACGUCAUGCACAAUAUAUACCAAAUGUUCUUGAAGCUAUACAUAAAUCUGGUCUUAAUGUUAAUCCACAACAAGAUGGAACAACACUUUAUUUACCAACUCCGAAAGUAACACGUGAACAUCGUGAAGAAUUAGCAAAAAAUGCAAAAAAAUUAGCUGAUCAAAUUAUUGUUAAAAUGCGAGAAGCUUAUUCAAAAGCACAUCGAAAUUUAAAAAAACAAGACAAAACUUUAAGUCGUGAUUUAGUUGUUGAUUUAGAUGCUAAUUUAAAAAAUCGUCUUGAUAGUUAUAUUGCACAAGUUGAAAAAAUUCGUACGCAAAAACAAAAAGAAUUAUUAGAUUCAACGUUUUGA
This is a messenger RNA of Rotaria sp. Silwood2, 720 nucleotides long. The record is from the annotation of a GenBank genome assembly. Lineage: Eukaryota; Metazoa; Rotifera; Eurotatoria; Philodinida; Philodinidae.